Molecule: messenger RNA, 2129 nt
Organism: Rosa rugosa (rugosa rose)
Lineage: Eukaryota; Viridiplantae; Streptophyta; Magnoliopsida; Rosales; Rosaceae
Exons: 5
Coding region: 424-1749 (441 amino acids)
Source: RefSeq, a predicted model, not a curated record
AUCACCUACUCUUCACCCCACUGUAACCCCGGUACAACCCCUACUCACCUCCCCAAAUCCAAUUUUUUAAUCUCGAGAGGGGGGAUAAAGAAGCGAACGGCGUCAGUCUAAAACCGUGAACGGCGUUAACCCAAAGCCUCCCUAAAAACGACCUCACAGAGAGAGAAGGAUUCUUUCUGCAACCAACAAAGAAGAAGCGAGAGCAGCAGCAGUGUCUCUCUCUCUCACUUUCUCUCUCUACAAGUCGCACUUUCUCUCUCUAGCCUCCCGUCGCUCUCCGAAUGCGCGGCUCCGUCACGGCAGAGGAACAGCUAUUUAUGGGAUUCAGCGUGUGGUGAUUAUCAGUUGAGUUUUUAAGUUUGAGUAAUGCGUGGUAUAGUUGAGGGUUAGUAUUGUAAGUUCAAAGUGCAGUGUAUUGGGAGGAUGGGGUCUGCUUGUUGUGUCGCGGCUAGAGACAAGACAAUAACAACCAGAGCUAAUAGUGAAAAUCUGCAUCGUAAUGUUCGAUAUUCACCCACGUGGAGCUUUCGAUGGGAUAACAGAGUCGGGGUAGCAGCUGAAGACACUUCUGUAAGUUGGCUUUCUGAUGGGAUUAGCAGAAAUGAUGGAUCUGAAGUUAAAUUUGAGUCGGCAUGUGUAUCAGAAGAGGGAAGUCCGUUGGAACAUUUACAAAGACAUGCCACGCAGAAGUCUAUAGUUUCUGAAGGAACUGCUGGGAGUGUGAGAACCCCUGCUUCAGAUCAAUCUAUUUCAAGAAACAUUUCCAUGGAUGCCAGUCUAGAACAGGUAGAUCAUAUACGAACAAAGGAGUCAACGGAAUCCCCAACAGUGUCAUACCCGUCUCCUGCCAAGCUAUCAGUUUCAUUGCCUUCUACUUCAUCCUUGUCCGCGUCCCCGAUGUCAUCCCAAUAUCACCUGCCUCCUGCUAGCUCAACCCCGUCGAGGUGUCCUCGCUGUUCUCCUAGACAUCAGCUAUUAAGGCAAGUAUCUGACAGCCGAAUUCCAGGAAACAAAUCACCAAGCUACCUCUCAAUAUCUGAAGAUAGGGCAAGGCUCCCUUCAUGGAGCAAUGAAUCUGCUAGGGGCUCCCGUGGUGGGUCUUCAGAUAGUUGGUCUAUGCAUGCAUUUUCUGAGCUCAUGGCCACAUCUAAUAGAGAAAGGUGGUCUUUUGAUACUGAAUCCUUUGGCUUUAAUCGUGAGAAGAUAACUAGAUCCAAUAGCAGAAUAUCAGCUUCCCCCUCCGUUGAUUUGCAGACAUGUGGGAUUUGCUCAAAGCUAUUAACUGAGAAAUCUUCGUGGAGUGGCCAAAAGUUUAUUGUGAACAAUGAGCUCUCUGUGGUUGCAGUGCUAACAUGUGGGCAUUCUUAUCACGCUGAGUGUUUGGAGCAUAUGACGCCUGAUAUCAACAAGUAUGACCCAGCUUGCCCUGUUUGCACCUUUGGGGAGAAACAGAUCCAUAAGUUGUCUGAAAAGGCAUUGAAAGCUGAAAUGGAUUUGAAGGCUAGAAAUAAGAGAUCAAGGAAUCGGGUGCUAGAUCUUGAUAGUGAUUCUGCUGUGUUUGAUCGCUUGAAAGGCAGUGGACAUCAAGGAAAGGGUCCUAAGAUGGCAUCCAGUUCCAGCAUGAGAAACUCCUCGGGAAAGCCUUUUUUGAGACGGCUCUCAUUUGGCUCCAAGAGUGCUCGAGCCCUGUCGGAGAAUCAUUCUACCAGAAAGAAGGGGUUCUUCUGGGCAAAAUCUAGCAAGAUGUGAGCUCACGUAGUGAUGUUUGACAGUGCAGCUGAUGGUCUUGGCUUCCCAUUUCUGCCGUCGGUUCACUUCAAUUUCAGAUAUGGCGCAAACUUUGCAACAAUGGGAUCAGCUGUUCUAGUGCCAAACAGUAUCUCUGCACCAGUAAACCCCCCGACCACAAGCCCACUCACUCUGGACUUUCAGCUCGGACAGUUUAAGGCUUCCCAAAACCGAGUGCUUCAUCAAUUGCAAUACAAUAAUUCCAAGCCAGCUGGUGAGGGUAAAUAUGUAUACAUACAUUCGCUUGAUUGAUUCAUUUUUACUUAACCGGAAGUAUGACUGCAUAUAUUCAUUAAUUGAUGAACUUAAUGAUGACUAAUUACUUAAUUAGUGUUCAAUUA